Messenger RNA from Lates calcarifer (barramundi perch), 1916 nucleotides. RefSeq names its product C1GALT1-specific chaperone 1 (gene c1galt1c1). The transcript has 2 exons. The record is from RefSeq and is a predicted model, not a curated record. Bases 190 to 1146 code for a protein of 318 amino acids. NCBI's taxonomy places the organism in Eukaryota, Metazoa, Chordata, Actinopteri, Centropomidae. Gene Ontology annotation, molecular function: N-acetylgalactosaminide beta-1,3-galactosyltransferase activity.
GAAAAAAAGAGGACACAGAAGAAGAAGUUGUAGUCGUCUUGUGAAACAUGCCCUCUCCGAGUUGAUGAUUAAUUGUCCUGCCGGACGUUUGUAAUCCCAUCAAACAGGAAAAGUGUGAGCUGAAAGACAAGCAGAGCAGGAGCACCACUUGGCGCAGCAGCUUUAACUGGAUCAGUGUCUGCUGCCAAAAUGUUGUCUGAAGGAGGCUCUUUCAUGAAGGGGAUGUUCAUGGGAGCAAUUUUCUGCUUAGUGCUGUCGCUCCUGGGUAGUUUCAGCCCCAGCACAGAUUCCAGUACAGAGGACCAACACCAUCAUCAUCAUGUCCAGGCUCCGAGUAAAGACGAGCUGAAACGCCUCUCUGACAGUCAGGUGCAGGAGUUGAGCAAUCAGGUCCGGGUUUAUUGCAUCAUCAUGGUCCAGCCCAAGAUCCUUGUUUACUGGGCUACAGCUGUGGACACCUGGAGCAAACACUGUGACAAGGCUGUGUUUUAUACCUCGGAGUCCUCUAAGGCGCUCGAGGCAGUGGACCUGGACGAAAAAGAUGACUGGGCGAGGUUACGUAAAGCUUUAAAGCAUGCGUAUGAGAACGCUGGAGACCUGCGUUGGUUCUUUGUGGCACAACCCACCACGUUUGCCAUCAUCGAGAACCUCAAAUACCUGGUGCUCACAAAGGACCCCAGUGAGCCCUUCUACCUUGGCAACGCCAUGAAGUCGGGGGAGCUUGAAUACGUGGCGUACGAAAGUGGCAUUGUUCUGAGUUAUGAGGCUCUGAACAGGCUGGUGAAUGUAUUCCAGGAUGAAGACAAAUGUCCAGAGAGAGGACGAGCCCUGUGGAAGCUGAGUGAGGACAAGCAGCUGGCCGUGUGUCUCAAAUAUACAGGCGUGUAUGCUGAGAACGGUGAGGAUGCGCACGGAAAGGGCCUGUUCAGCAGCAAGAGCGUCAACACAUUGAUAACAGACAGCAUGAAGGAUAACCCCAAUAAUGUAGUGGAGGGCUGCUGCUCUGACAUGGCAGUCACGUUCAGCGGGAUGUCGCCGAAUCAGAUGCAGGUUAUGAUGUUUGGAGUUUACAGACUUCGUCCUUACGGGCACGAAUUUCAUGACUCGUUAGUAUUUUACCCUCCUGAAAAUUCAGACAAUGACUAGAGACUCAUUCCUCAUUCCUUCGUGCUGGAUGUGGGAUUUUAAAUUGUUUUGCGUCUGUGAUGGCAAAACUGAGUACGGGAGAUGGUUUUCUUAUGGUGUUUGUAAAAUUUGAUUGUGGGGGGGGCAACAACACUUUUAUGUAUAUUCAUACCUUUUGCACUUGGCACAAUCAGCACCCCAUUUCUUUGUGGUGUGGGUAAAUAGAGUCAAUGGGUAUGCUGUCCUCUUGAAUGAAGAUAGUGACAUGAGACAAGACUAUCUGGAAGUUCUGGUUAUUGUUCUAUUGUUAUGUAUCUUAAAUGUCUUUUUGUUGUCUUAAAGCUGCUUAGUUAUCAAGUGAUACACUGUUCUGAAAUUAUUUAACUGUUCAAAGUGCUUGGCCCUCUUAACUACAUUAUGAAUGACUUAUUUUUUUCUCUGUGAAUGCAUCUCCUGACUUAUUUAAAGACGGUCCUGAAGCACCAAUAGUCAGUAUUGAAUCAUACAUAUCAUAGCCUGGCCCAGUUCUAAAUGAAGUGCAUUUUUGCCAUGUUACACUAGUUAUCUCUGCAUAUGAAGAACUGGCCCUCACUGCAUAAUGAAAUAUGAGAAAAGUAUAUUUGUUCUGUCACAUAUGAAAAAGAAAAAAAGACAAAAAAAAAGAGAGAAGAGAGUGGAAGUGUCAUUGUUCCACUGACAUUUUAAAAACACACACAAAACUGACUAUGACUCAUUUUUUUUAAAUAAGUGACUUGGAUAAUAAAAAUAAAUAAAAUUAAUCACUGAAUAAA